Messenger RNA from Pongo pygmaeus (Bornean orangutan), 2022 nucleotides. RefSeq lists its product as uncharacterized. The transcript is spliced from 4 exons. NCBI's taxonomy places the organism in Eukaryota, Metazoa, Chordata, Mammalia, Primates, Hominidae. Bases 153 to 638 code for a protein of 161 amino acids. The record is from RefSeq and is a predicted model, not a curated record.
AGGAUGAAUGCCAGCAACUGCUGGUGGUUGUCUCUGCCACUUCUGCAGAAAGCCUCCCAGAGGAUGAGGCCAAGCCAGAGCAGAGGAAUGGAGGGAGACAGACCUAGCUGCCGAUGCCGCUGAACACCUAGAUCCAGCCAUGCCUACAGCAGAUGCCCCUGAACUUGCCACUUACAUGGGGCAGAAGGGACGGUGCCGCGGGAGGCGGAGGCGCUGUGGCUCUGGGAAGGCUGAAAAGGGAGGGCUGCAAAGGAGAAGAGCUUCGAGUCCUUUCCAUCAGGAGAGCACUGGAGGAGCACUGCUCAGGAGUCAGAAAGUGGAGUCUGGGCGUGACCUUGCACCUGACCAGCCUGGGGCUCCAGGUCCGCCGCAUCUGGACUAAUCUCCUGUGUCCUGAGCUCCCAGGACCCCAGAGGCAAGCAUGGAGAGGCCAGGCUGGCAGAUUGAAGUCACAGAGAAAGGCAGGAAAACUUCCUGGCUUAGGUUUCCAAAGGCCUCUGGGGGAUGAGGAGAACCCACAGUGGCUUAGGACGAGCUCCUGCACAGCGGCCUGUUUCCCAAUUGCAUCAUGUAUCUCUUUGCCUCUCUUGGCUCAGCCCUGGCCCUAUCCCCAGGCCAUCCAAGGGGCAGCCUGGUGAGGUUUCCUCAGCUUUGCUAAUGACUUGACCUACAGUCUUAAGUCAAGAAGGUGUCGCUCUCCUUUGUGAUGGCUGGACGCACAGGAGCUGUGGUCAGGAUGGGGCUAGAGGAGCUGAAAUCCCAGGGCAACAAGGGUAUUUAAAAGCACAUCACAGGAGAAACAGCUAAAGAGUCUUGGAACCAGGAAUCAUAAGCUGUUUGAUGGGAUGAACUAUCUUGGGAGUGAUGAGGUCCCCAUCACUGAAAGUAUUCAAGCAGAGAGAGGCAUGCAAUUAGGAGACUGGGAAGAGCAUCAGACACUGAAUGAAGUCUGCACUAGAUGAAAUGAAGAACCCUUCCAGCCCUGAGGCCGAGCAGCCACUUCUCUGGAGCAGGCUGGCCCAUCUAUGUCCAGGAGGCCAGCCCCAGGCCAGCUUUUGAGCACUGGGAGCUAAGUCCUUCCCCUUCCAGAGACUGCACAAAGUGUGUGCCACCUCCACGGAAUCCUCCUCAUCCACCCAAGAACUCUUCCUCGCCUGACCUAAAGCUCUUCAUUUCACACCACCUUUCAAGCGAAUUAAGGAUUAAUUGCCAGGAGCAAUCUCUGUCUUUGUUUGUUUUCUCUAAUGGAAAACCUUUCUCUCGGGAGGGUAAGGUUAUCAGUCAUUCACAGCUCAGUUGUGCUGUGUUUGAUUAGACUGGAUGGCAAAGCUGAGUCCUGUUUCAGCUCUGUGCGAUCCUGGGCCCCUUGGAGCCUGUUUUCUCAUCUAUGAAAUGGGAGUAAUAAUAGUGCUUAUUGCACAGUUGUUUUAAGAACUAAAAAUUUAAAUUGUCUAGAAUGUUAUACAAACAUAAGCUAACAUAUUUUGGAAAAAUGAGCCAAGAUCGGUGGUGCCAAGGGAAGAAUGGGCAGAGGUGAGCUGUGGGCAGCCGUGGAGGAUGGUCCAGGGUGUGGCUGCCGGAGGGCAUCGGGGGCCAGGCGACUCCAGAAAGGAGCUAGGAAUGUUAGAGAAAACUGCACUGACAGCCAGCACGCCUGAAGAACUGAUUCAUACUACACCGUGGAUGAACCUUAAGAACAUUAUUCUUGGCAAAAGCAGACAGACACAAAAGGUCACAUAGCAAAUGGUUCCAUUGAUAUGAAAUGUCCAGCACUGGCAAAUCUACAGAGACAGAAAGUAGAUUAGUAAUAGCCAGUGGCUGCAGAGAGGGAAGGAGGGGAGUGAAGACUUAAUGGGUACAGAGAUUUUAUUUUGGGGUAAUGAAGAUAUUUUGGAAUGAGACAGAGCUGGUGGCUGCAUAGAGCAUUAUGAAUGUGCUAACUGCCAUUGAAUUACUCAUUUUAAAACAGUUAAUUUAACGCUAUGUGAAUUUCACCUCGCUAAAAAAGGUACAAAAUAAAAA